AUGUCCGAUAGAGAGCAGCUCAUAAAGACCCCCAAACUAGAAUUGCAUGAUUCAGUGCUGUAUUUGCGUGAAUUGGAGAAUGCACCUCAAGGCAGACAUCUAGGGCUAUUCUCAACAAUUGUCCUAUUCGUAUCAAGAAUAUUGGGUACAGGAAUCUUCAGUAUAUCAAGUGGAAUCUAUGAGGAUUGUGGGCGUUCGCCUGCGCUCUUCUUCGCUGCUUGGCUAGUCGCUGCGAUUAUGGCAUUCUGUGGCCUAUGUGUGUAUCUCGAACUCGGUUCAUUGGUGCCUAGAAGUGGGGGGACUAAGGUGUUCUUGGAGUACAUAUAUGAUAGACCAAGACUAUUAGCAAGCGUUACGUUUCUGGUCUUCUCGAUCAUAUCUGGUUUCACAAUUACAAACUGCUUAGUUAUUGGUGAGUAUUUGUUGAGAUCAUUAGGCAUUGAAACGAAUGACUCUCGCAUUAGGUUGACUGGCUUAUUCUUCGUAUACUUGACGGCUGCGAUUCAUGGACUUAGCAUGUCGCAUGGUGUCUUGGUGCAAAACUUCAUUGGCGGUUUAAAAUUAGGAUUAAUGGGUUUUAUGAUAAUUACAGGAUUCUACGUUUUAUUCUUUCCCACAUCUGUCUCUCAUAUAGACUCAAAUUUGACUUGGGAUAAUUUCUUUCCGUUGAAGGCAGAAGUGACUUCGUCACUGUUCGCCAGUGGUGUCAUCAAGGCAUCUUUUGCAUUCUCGGGUUGGAAUGCGGUACACACUGUAUCAAACGAGGUGAAGAACCCUGUCAGGGUGUUCAAGAUCGCGGGCCCCACUUCAUUGCUCAUAGCUUUGAUCACUUAUGUCUUCACUAACCUUGCUUACUUGAUUGUGAUUCCAGACGAGGAGUUUGCAAACGGAAAGACAUUGGUUGGAUCAUUGCUCUUCGAGCAUUUGUUUGGGGAGAUACUCGGAAGAAAAAUCUUGACUUUUUCGAUUUUUAUCUGUGCAGCAGGUAAUUUAUUUGUGGUUAUGUACACCAUUUCAAGAACAAGCCAGGAAUGUUUCAGGGAAGGAUAUUUACCAUUCUCAAGCUUCAUGUCCUCAAAUUGGCCCAGAGGCGCUCCCUUGCCAACUUUAAUAUUGAGUGUCCUGUUCACAACCUUGGUUUUGACUCUCACACCAUCAGGGGAUAUUUAUAGUUACAUUAUCAGUUUGGAAGGGUAUCCACAAACAUAUUUCACAUUGGGAGUUGCAAUUGGGAUUUUCAUAAUUCGCAAGAGAUACCCGGAUGUUAUAGCACCAAUUCGCGCACCAACAAGCGCAAGUGUUGUAACAAUAAUUAUUUCUUCAUACUUGAUCAUCUCUCCUCUUGCAACCACUAAAAGUCCAAAUCCAAAGGGCCUCGAGAACUGGCCUUCUUAUGCAUAUCUCGGUUUGUUCAUCCUCUUGCUGUGUUCUAUCUAUUGGGUAUUUCUUUUCAAGCUUUUGCCCUGGUUUUAUGGAUAUACGUUGGUGCAAGAGGAAAUCGAACAUAAAGAUGGGUUAACUGUUAAAAAAUGGGUUAAAGUAGAGAAUAGUCAAUUUGGAUAG
Molecule: messenger RNA, 1563 nt
Organism: Suhomyces tanzawaensis NRRL Y-17324
Lineage: Eukaryota; Fungi; Ascomycota; Pichiomycetes; Serinales; Debaryomycetaceae
Exons: 2
Coding region: 1-1563 (520 amino acids)
Biological process (GO): amino acid transmembrane transport
Cellular component (GO): membrane
Molecular function (GO): L-amino acid transmembrane transporter activity
Source: RefSeq, a predicted model, not a curated record